AUGGCAUCUUCUCAUGGCACACAUACCAACAGUGGCUCGCAUGAAACAGUCACUGCUAGUGAUCUGCCUCGCACAACUCGCACCAAAAGAGACUUGCUGGCCACAUCGCAACCGCAGUCAAGGGCAGCUGACGUGUCUAGAGUGUCUGUUCCUACGGCUGCAUCUGUGCCUGCGCGACAUAAUGCAAAAGUACGGCAACGCUCGUCUGCCUGGCGAGAUCAUUCAUACGUCAGCAGUGAUCGAGGGGGUGCGGCGCCAUCGUUCACAUCCGCACAAGACUCACGUUCAGCGCACAUGGGACCGAUGGGCAGGUAUACGUCAUCGAUCAGUGGCCGCUCGAGUUUGUUGCAAGGGGCACCAAUGCGUACGACGGCCGCGGUUGCUGCUGCUACUACUGCUACUCCCAUUCCAGCGGACACAGAAACUGUCGGUGCUCCAGCUCCCACGACAUACCACACACCUCAUGCAAAGCCGACAGCCGAACUAGACCAGACGCUUCGGGCGAUCCAAGCAUCUCUUACGGCACUUACGGAGCGCUUGGACCGCACAGAGUCGAGCAUGACACAGCCGCAACGGCAAGCAAGUUUGACACGCACCUUGCUCCAUCACACCAUGGCAGCUUCACAUGCGACGUUACAGGAUAUCGGAGCAUGUCUCGGGCUCAUUGCACAGCCAAACGACACCCUUGCGCCCAGUUACGAGGCUUGGCGAUUACAUGGAGCGACAGGAUCGCGGGCCUACUCGUUAUGGCCGCUUCUCCGCUCGCCGUUCAAGUUUGCCUCGAUUGUCGUGGGACUGGCGCUGCGGAUUCUGUUGGACAUGUCGUCCCUUUUCGUGUUGGCAAGCCUCCUGAUAGCCGCACUCCGUCGUCUGUCUGGUCGAGGUGAUCCAUGGAUUGCGUGGCGGUUGCUGGGCCGACUGAGUGCGCGUGUAGCAUUCUUAUCGCGAGCAGCGAAUCGGCGCGCAUUUCUGCGCACGCUGUUGGCGGGUGUACUGCUAGGCGGCGUCACGAUGGAAUCUACCCGGCGUAUAUCGCAGUAG
Malassezia globosa CBS 7966 is the source of this 1041-nucleotide messenger RNA. RefSeq lists its product as uncharacterized. NCBI's taxonomy places the organism in Eukaryota, Fungi, Basidiomycota, Malasseziomycetes, Malasseziales, Malasseziaceae. The coding region runs from base 1 to 1041 and encodes 346 amino acids. The record is from RefSeq and is a predicted model, not a curated record. The transcript has a single exon.